UUCAGCCUCGAGACGACAGGAACAUCAUGAAGCUGCUGAACUACAUGUUCAUCCUCCACCUGAGCUACUGUCUCUGUCAAGACCCAACCGAUGUCCAGGUGAGAGCAGAUGGAAACAACACAGGGGGAGUAAAGCUGGAGGAGUACAAAGGUGACCCUCGCGUUCACCACAGUAAAUGCCGCUGGACGCUCCGGUUGCCUGGAAGCAGGAGCGGUGAUGUGGUGCCGCUCUCGUCCGACUCCACAGAUUCGUUGGUGGAUCAGAUCUGUCAGGACCUCGACUGUGGGCGUGUCUAUCAUGUGGACAAAACCAGCGCCCCCCCCAACGCCACCUGCUUCCACGACUGCCUGUACAAGGACCAGCGUUUGCAGAACUGUUCUCAGAGAGUGAGCGGUGGAUGCACAGUGAUCGCUGCAGCCCUUUGUGACCACCAGGCUGUGUGGCUGGCUGAAGGGCCCGACCGCUGUGCUGGACGUGUGGAGCUGUGGAGAGACGGCCAGCGGGGAACAGUGUGUGAUGACGGCUGGGACCUGAGGGAUGCUGACGUGGUGUGCGCCCAGCUGGGCUGCGGUUACGGCGUCAGUGUGACGGGACAGGGCGGCUCCUUCCCCCCCGGCUCAGGACCCGUCCUCCGGGACGAGCUGAACUGUUCGGGCCGUGAGGAGAACCUGUGGAGCUGCCCGGCCUCACAGGAGGAGCCCGACUGUGGACACAAAGAGGACGCAGGGGUCACAUGCUCAGAGAUGAGAGACAUCAGACUGACCGGGGGGGCUGACCGCUGCUCUGGGAAACUGGAGGUUCACCGUAACGGCAGCUGGGGCACGGUGUGUGACAACUGCUGGAAUGAACGUCUGGCCUCCAUGGUGUGCUCCAUGCUGCGGUGUGGCAGCACAGCCCUGAACUUCUCCCAGUUCGUUCCUCCUCUCGCCCACAACCAGGGGCCACAGUGGUUCUACCGGUGCAAGCCAGAGCAUCACAGCCUGUGGCAGUGCAAGGAGUACGUCAACAAAAGCCACUUGUGUGUGGACUCAAAAGCAUCGGGGGUCAUCUGUGAAGGUUCUCUCGGAUUUCUCCAAGCGACCAAAACGAAUGCAACUCCAGUGACGACCAGUUGGACGAAAGUCCCAGCAGCACCAACCACAGCCCCCCCUUCAGAGGGUUUAAUCUCAGCGUCUCAUGUGCUCCUCAUCUUCAUCACUGUGUGUCUGCUGCUCCUCGUGCUGCUGAUCACCAACACGGUGCUGUGCUGCCACUACAGGAGGAGACACGCGUUCUUACUCCAGCAGAGUCGCACCAGCCCUCGACAGCGUCGCCUCAACCCCUACCAUGAAACCGUCGACCUGGUGAAAGUCACCGCCCACAACCAGCAGCAGACAAAUGUCCCCUCGGACCCCAGGUACCUGUGGACCCAGCGUAGUAGUGUUGACACCUCAUCAGUAGAUACAGACUAUGAGCAGGGUGACCCGAGCUAUGACCCGUCUUUCCCUUUAUCCACCUUUCGGAAUUCUCAGCGAUACAGAAACCACACCAGCCCGUCCCCGAUGCCUUCAGGUGCUGACGGCCUCUGUCCGGAAGGCCCUGCACCAACACACAAAGACACAGGAGCCUUCUCAGCUCCGAGCGGAGGCCCCCCCGAUGCUCAACAGGCCCGAGCCUCAGUGAUCUCAGUGGAUUCAUUUGACACCUCCAGCACCUCCUCUGGGGAGGACUACCAGAACAUCAACAAGGGCGGAUACAUCAAUGUCACGCCGGAUCCUGGACUGGACCAGUCGUCUGCUGCCAGUGGAGCUCCGGAUCCUUUAAGGUUCUUCAACAAUCAUCAACUCCACUCGGCCCAAGCAACAAACCAGAGUUCAAGUGAUGAAGACGACGGACCCCUCUACUCUCCAGUGAGUCCCGACUGAAACUCUUCAUCGUCUUCAUCACACAGUGGAGGAGACUCAACGUCACUCAGACCGAAGAGAACAGGAAGACACAUCUGUGAAAUUUCACUGUACAGGAAACACACUGUGAAUUAACAUGUAAAAAAACAAAUAUCUCUCCAGACCCUGAGCCCAUUGGGCAGUAAUGUGGAUUUUGCAAGUUAAAUUAAAUGUAUAACUUUUGACACUUUGGUUGAAAGUGGUUUAACUUCUUAAGAUGUUUGAAUUAACAUGGAAAUAAACAUAAUUUCAAUGAU
Platichthys flesus (European flounder) is the source of this 2179-nucleotide messenger RNA. Its product is annotated as CD5 antigen-like. The record is from RefSeq and is a predicted model, not a curated record. Gene Ontology annotation, cellular component: membrane. The transcript is spliced from 13 exons. Lineage: Eukaryota; Metazoa; Chordata; Actinopteri; Pleuronectiformes; Pleuronectidae. The coding region runs from base 27 to 1904 and encodes 625 amino acids.